Chrysochloris asiatica (Cape golden mole) is the source of this 1709-nucleotide messenger RNA. RefSeq names its product pleiomorphic adenoma gene-like 1 (gene PLAGL1). Gene Ontology annotation, molecular function: DNA-binding transcription activator activity, RNA polymerase II-specific. Bases 321 to 1709 code for a protein of 462 amino acids. Lineage: Eukaryota; Metazoa; Chordata; Mammalia; Afrosoricida; Chrysochloridae. The record is from RefSeq and is a predicted model, not a curated record. The transcript has 2 exons.
CCUGGUGAUCCUGGACAGACCCCAGCUCUAGUGAUGCGGGUUACCUUCCUGCUUCUGGGACUGCAUCUGGGCCUCAGACAUUCUCCCCUCGGCUUGAAACUGGUUUUAAACUGGGAUGUGGAAGCCCAGGGAACACAGCCAGUGGUGACUGAGGCCAUGUCUGGGUAGAGCUGGGCCCUGGACCACAAUGCUGCUGCUGCCCUGACGAGCUGAGCUGCGUUGGCUCUGCUGAUGUGCCCGCACCAGGUUAUCAGUUUGUGCUUAAAUGGCACAGCAGCUGGUGGGCGCAUCUGAAAAGGAAGGUGUGAGCAGCGAAGCCCAUGGCCACUUACCCCUGCCGAUUAUGUGGCAAAACAUUCCUUACCCUGGAGAAGUACACCAUUCACACGUAUUCCCACUCCAGGGAGCGGCCUUACAAGUGCUUGCAGCCUGACUGUGGUAAAGCCUUCGUUUCCAGAUAUAAAUUAAUGAGGCACAUGGCUACCCAUUCGCCCCAGAAAUCUCACCAGUGUGCUCACUGUGAGAAGACAUUCAACCGGAAAGACCAUCUGAAGAACCACCUCCAGACUCAUGACCCCAAUAAAAUGGCCUUUGGGUGCGAGGAGUGUGGGAAGAAGUACAACACAUUGUUGGGCUACAAGAGGCACCUAGCCCUUCAUGCGGCCAGCAGUGGGGACCUCACCUGUGGGGUCUGUGCCUUGGAGCUAGGGAGCACAGAGGUGCUGCUCGACCACCUGAAAGCCCACGCUGAAGAAAAACCCAAUACUGCGACCAAGGAGAAGAAGCACCAAUGUGACCACUGCGAGAGAUGCUUCUACACCCGGAAGGACGUGCGGCGCCACCUGGUGGUCCACACAGGUUGCAAGGACUUCCUGUGCCAGUUUUGUGCCCAGAGAUUUGGGCGCAAAGACCACCUCACACGGCAUACCAAGAAGACACACUCACAGGAGCUGAUGAAAGAGAGUCUGCAGCAUGGAGACCUCCUGGGCACCUUCCACUCCAUCUCGCCUCCGUUUCAACUGAAGGCUGCUCCUCUGUCUCCUUUCCCUAUAGGAGCACCUGUGCAGAAUGGGCUUGCAAGUAGCUUACCAGUUGAGGUACACAGCCACACCCACAGUCCCUCAGAACCAAUCUCCCAACCGGUGCAACCCCUGCCAGAGCCCCUCCCCCCUCUCCUCCCCUCAGUCUCUCCUAGCUCACCUCCGGCCCUCCAGAAUCACAAGUACAACACCACUUCUACCUCAUACCCCCCGCUUGCAAAUCUGCCCCUCAAAGCAGAUACUAAAGGAUUUUGCAAUAUCAGUCUGCUCCAGGACUUGCCCCUACAAGAGCCUCAGUCACCUCACAAGCUCAACCCAGGUUUUGAUCUGGCCAAGGGAAGUUCUAGUAAAAUGAACCUGCCCAAGGAGCUACCUGCAGAUGCUGUGAACCUAACCAUACCUGCCUCUUUGGACAUUUCUCCCCUUUUGGGCUUCUGGCAGCUGCCCCCUCCUGCUACCCAAAAUGCCUUUGGGACUAGCACUCUCAGCCUGGGGCCUGGAGAACCCCUGCCCCAUAGGUUAAGCUGUCUGGGGCAACAGCAACAAGACCCCCCACUAGCCAUGAGCACUAUGAGCCUAGGCCAGCUCCCCCUGCCCCCCAUCCCCCACGUGUUCCCUGCUGCCACGGGGUCUGCCAUCCUGCCUCAUUUCCACCACGCAUUCAGAUGA